AUUUUUCUUUGCAGAGCAUUGGGUUUGUCGUUUCCCCUGAACAUAGAACUUGUUUAACCCUGCCACCAAAGUGGUGAGGUAGUGGGAGAGUGCAGCGUUUUGGUAUCCAUCGUUUCAGAGCGCAAACUGGAAAGAAAAUGGUGUAUGGAGCAUUGUGCGCCCACGCACACAAAUUCCCACUCGCUUACCGUGCCCUUAACCUCAACCUCUGUCGUCAACAUGCCACGCGCCUUCACUUUCACACUCGCUCUUUGCUCCUCUCUCACCCUUUCAACUUCAAUCACACCGCCACCCCCUUCAAACCCUCCCUCCUCCGCAUCCGCAAUUCCCGCCUCUUUUCCCUCUCCGACGGAGGCUCAGGUGGAAACGGCGCUCGUGGCAGCGGUGGCUCCAACGGUCCGAAUUCCGGUGGCUCUGGCGGUUCGAAUUCCGGCGGCGGCAAUGAAGGACAUAAGUGGUCCUUGUUAUCAUGGUACUUGGCUCUUCUUGAAAAAUACCCUGUUGCGGUGAAAGCUCUGACUUCUGCACUUUUGAAUCUAACUGGUGAUUUGAUUUGCCAGCUUGCAAUAGAUCAAGUGCAGUCACUGGACUUGAAGAGGACAUUUGUCUUCACUUUUCUCGGUUUUACUUUAGUGGGUCCAACAUUACAUUUUUGGUAUUUGUAUCUGAGUAAAUUGGUUACACUUCCUGGAGCAUCAGGUGCAUUUUUGCGGCUUGUACUUGAUCAGUUCUUAUUUUCUCCCAUAUUCAUUGGAGUUUUCUUAGCUACAUUGGUGACACUUGAGGGAAAUCCAUCACAAGCUGUACCAAAGCUAAAACAGGAGUGGUUCUCUGCAGUUCAAGCUAACUGGAAACUAUGGAUACCUUUUCAAUUUCUCAACUUCAGAUUUGUUCCACAACAAUUUCAGGUCCUUGCUGCUAAUGUUAUUGCUUUGGCUUGGAAUGUCAUUCUCUCAUUUAAGGCACACAAAGAGGUUCUUCCAAAAUAGGUGAUGUACAUCAAGAUCCUAUUAUCAUGGACAUAUAAUGCUGACACUGUACUUUCAAUCUAUUUAUUUUACAGCUUGGUAAGGAGUGCACAAUGCUGUUGUAACUGCAUGAUAGUUGACAAUAUUAAUCAGUUUAUGUCCGUUGAUAGUAUGAACUUGAAAGGAAGCUGCAUGAGAUAUAUGUUAGUUUUUAAAUGUUUUGGUAAUUUACAUGAACAUGAAGACUUGCACUUGUAUCUCUUGGAAAUUUUGUUUGGUCAUACAGGAGCUUCUUGUUGUUUGGCUUGACUGUAAUUUUUAUAACUAUGUUUUGGUCUAUGCUAAAUAUUGAUUGCUUAUUGAUUC
Messenger RNA from Vigna radiata var. radiata (mung bean), 1334 nucleotides. RefSeq names its product protein sym-1-like. Bases 138 to 989 code for a protein of 283 amino acids. NCBI's taxonomy places the organism in Eukaryota, Viridiplantae, Streptophyta, Magnoliopsida, Fabales, Fabaceae. The record is from RefSeq and is a predicted model, not a curated record. The transcript has 8 exons. Gene Ontology annotation, cellular component: membrane; cytoplasm.